Cydia amplana is the source of this 1471-nucleotide messenger RNA. RefSeq lists its product as uncharacterized. The coding region runs from base 30 to 1316 and encodes 428 amino acids. NCBI's taxonomy places the organism in Eukaryota, Metazoa, Arthropoda, Insecta, Lepidoptera, Tortricidae. The transcript has 2 exons. The record is from RefSeq and is a predicted model, not a curated record.
AUAGCACAAUAGUUCUUGGGUGGGUCCGAAUGUCACCCCACACCCUUAAAACCUUUGUUCAAAACAGAGUGUCGGAGAUAAACGAGUUAACCGGGAGCGCGCAGUGGUUGCAUGUAAGUAGCAAGAAUAACGCAGCUGAUUUAGUUAGCCGCGGCCUUGAACUUGACGCGCUUAUCAAUAAUUCGUUCUGGUUCAAUGGACCGCCCUUCUUGCAUGAACCAGAAUCUGACUGGUUACCUAGUACUUUAUCGCGCACUUCCGAAAUAAUACCGGCCGAUUUACCUGAAAUAAAAACAAACACAAUUAGUAUGACAAGCCAAAUUAACACCGAUGUAUUCGAAUUCGACAGGUUUUCGUCUUUUAACCGCUUACGGCGCGCGGGUGCUUAUGUUUUACGAUUCAUAAACAACACACGCAUUAAAAACAAGACAAAUCGUAAAACUGGCCCGCUGACUGUUGACGAAUUGAAUGCAUCGAUGCAACAUCUGGCGCGUCUUUCGCAAAUGAAAUCUUUUCCUGUUGAGUAUGACAAGAUGAUAAAUAACUUACCUGUUAAACACACGCGCGGGAUUAAUAAAUUAAAUGUCUUCCUAGACACAGAUAAAAUGAUAAGGGUCGGUGGUCGUAUUAGUAAUGCGACUAGUUUUUCAUACGACAAAAAACAUCCGAUUUUGCUUUGUUCGAAACAUCGUUUCACACAGCUUUUGUUUCAGAGUGAACACAUACGAUUACUGCAUGCGCCUCCUAGUCUCCUGCUUGCUACUAUCAAAGACUGCUGGUGGCCUCUCGGAGGCACUAAUUUAGCCAAGCGAGUGGUACGCACCUGUGUAACCUGCAUCCGCAUGAAGGCGAAAACCUUUGCACCUAUUAUGGACCCAAACGACCUUUCCGCAUUAACUCCAGCUCAUUUCCUUAUUGGCCGACCGCUGACAGCGCCGCCCUGCAAGGACUUGACGGCAGAGACGGGCCGGCUCCCACGCUACGAGAUGCUGGAGAAAAUGCGACAACACUUUUGGCAGCGGUGGUCGAAACAAUAUAUUUCUGAGCUGCAGACCAGAACGAAGUGGCAGACGCACGGCCAGGAUAUCGUUCACAACUCCUUAGUUCUGGUCAAAGAAGAUAAUCUACCACCCCUCAAAUGGCGUUUGGGACGGGUGGUAACUCUGUUCACAGGCCACGACGGAGUUUCCCGCGUCGCUGACGUAAAAACAGCGAGCGGGGUCAUACGCAGGGCUUUCACCAAGCUUUGCCCUCUCUUGAUGCCGGCAGAGAGUGAAGCUGCGCCAGCCCCAUCCACAUCACCACAACCACAUUGAAAGCGGGUGCUUUCAAGGCCGGGGGCAUGUUCGCGAGCAUGACGCCAUCUAGCGGGCAUCCCAAGAAGAGGCGGAGUUCCAAGCACGGCCGCGCGGGGGCGCGGCGACAGCCUCUAACACUUUACCAUCUUACACGGCAAGGCACACAAGCCGCU